Messenger RNA from Bombyx mori (domestic silkworm), 1268 nucleotides. RefSeq names its product dorsal root ganglia homeobox protein (gene Drgx). Gene Ontology annotation, biological process: regulation of transcription by RNA polymerase II. Bases 1 to 1260 code for a protein of 419 amino acids. The record is from RefSeq and is a predicted model, not a curated record. The transcript is spliced from 10 exons. Lineage: Eukaryota; Metazoa; Arthropoda; Insecta; Lepidoptera; Bombycidae. Gene Ontology annotation, molecular function: RNA polymerase II transcription regulatory region sequence-specific DNA binding; DNA-binding transcription factor activity, RNA polymerase II-specific.
AUGCAAAUCGAGUUGUCAGAAAGAAGUGUCCGCGACCGCCGCGCCGUCUCUUUCCAACCGCACCCGCUCGAGCGCGAGCGACAGAGAGCUACAUACGCUUCAGAAGCGAGAACGAAAGAGACGGAGCCGUGCAGCUACGGCGGGAAAACCUCCCGCCCACAACACGUCAAAAUAUUUUCAGACGCUAAUAAGUUGGCGAGCGGCGGUGGCGGCGGGCGCGGCCUGUUCUGCUACCACUGCCCGCCGAGCUUGCCGCCUCACCAGCACCGCCUGCCGACCCUCGAGUACCCGUUCACGGCUUCACACCCAUAUACAAGUUAUUCAUAUCAUCCGGCGAUACACGAUGAUACGUUCGUACGUCGGAAACAGAGGCGGAACCGCACCACAUUCACUUUACAGCAGCUUGAAGAAUUGGAGACGGCGUUCGCCCAGACUCAUUAUCCGGACGUAUUCACACGAGAGGAUCUAGCUCUCAAAAUCAACCUCACGGAGGCCAGAGUGCAGGUCUGGUUCCAGAAUCGCCGAGCAAAAUGGAGGAAAGCUGAACGAUUGAAAGAAGAACAAAGAAAGCGAGAAGGAACCGAUGUGCUGACCAAGAGAGACCCCGCUGAUGAUAAGGGGUCGUCGGAAUGCGGAAUGUCUCGAGGGUCUGCAGAGGCGUCUCCCGUGUCUGCGGCGGCGUCACCCCGCGCGUCCCCCCCGGUCACCCCCGGCUCUCCGCGUCGAUCGCCAACACGUUCCCCUAACAGAUCACCUAGACUUGAAAGGUCCGAAACUAGCUGUGCAUCUCCGGCUCCGUCUGUCGGCAGCGCCGGGUCCAGAGAAGCUGUGAUGGAGCAACGACCCCCACAUCACAUCUUCUCUCCUUUCGACCAUUCCGGUGCGUUCCGUUCGUCGCCAGGUGGCGCGGCGAGCGAGUCUGCCGCUUCUCACCCACCGCCCCUCUUCCUGCCCCCCCACUUGUCACAUCUGUCGCAGCAUCUCAAUCAUUUAUCACAGCCGUUCUUCCCAUUGAAAGGCUGGGGUGCUCCGUGUCCGUGCUGUCCCAAAGAGGAAGCGAGGUCGUCGAGCGUGGCCGAGCUGCGGCGUAAAGCUCACGAGCACUCCGCCGCGCUGCUGCACUCGCUGGCCAGCUUCCAGUCGCGGGCCUUACUGCCGCUGCCGCUGCACUUACCGCCGCUGCCACUGGCCUUACUGCCGCACGACGCGCAGCACCAACCGAACUCCGCGCCGACCGAAUCACCGAAGCACCUUGAAUAAUUCUCGUG